GACCCUUUUAGUUUGAAGCGGGCGCCCGCGCCGGAAGUGUGCGGCGGUCGCUCGGCGGUGCUUCAGCUCAGAGUCAAAGCGCAGAGAAGCGUCGGAACAUUCGAGAGGCGAGAGGAGACUCACACAUCCACCGAGCUGCCACCGCUUCGUCCGGACGUCCCCCCCUCCCUCGAAACCCCGCGAGGACGACCCAGAAGCCCUGCCUCCGUCUCCGAGCCUGGCACCUGCACCGGUUGGACGCUCUCGGGUGUUGGACUGCGCGUCUUCGGGAGCCGCUAAACCACCAAGGAACUCUGCUGCAACCCACACGACACCCGCCGCAGCCAUCCAGCUCCGUUCACUGCGUCUCUUGGACGAUCAGCGUUGUGUUUAUGUCUUUGUUUUGCGAAAACGAGCUGUUGCGCAGCCGUUGGAACCUGUGUGGUGGAAAUCUAGCCUUCAAGCAAGGAGCUUGCGGCCACAGCGGCACAACAUUUUUCAUGUCAGAGACCGAGCACGCUUGCAGUCGUUUAUGUCAUCCCCUCUUUUCCAGACAGAAGAUCCCGAAAAAUCCCCAACCAAGAUCCUUUUAUCUUACUGAUAGUGCUAACAUCCAGCCAAAAUGUCUGUCAACGUCAACCGCAGCGUGUCAGACCAGUUCUACCGCUACAAGAUGCCCCGUCUGAUUGCCAAGGUUGAAGGCAAAGGGAAUGGAAUUAAGACAGUUAUUGUCAACAUGGUUGAUGUUGCAAAGGCACUGAACAGGCCUCCAACAUACCCGACCAAGUUUUUUGGUUGUGAACUCGGCGCUCAGACCCAGUUUGAUUCCAAAAACGACCGUUACAUCGUCAACGGAUCCCACGAGGCGAACAAGUUGCAGGACAUGCUUGAUGGGUUCAUCAGAAAAUUUGUGCUGUGCACCGAGUGUGACAACCCUGAAACUGAUCUGCAUGUCAAUCCCAAGAAACAAACCAUUGGCACUUCCUGUAAGGCCUGUGGAAACCGCGGCAUGCUCGACACCAGACACAAACUCUGCACGUUCAUCCUCAAAAACCCACCAGAAAAUUAUUCUUCCUCCCCAUCAACAGAGAGCACCGACAGUGGAUCCGCAUCUGCAAAGAAAGAGAAAGAGAAGAAGAACCGCAAGAAGGACAAGGAGAACGGCUCCGGCAGCGGAGAGGCUGGGAACCAAGAGAACUUUAACGCUCCUGAGGUCGUGGACCGAGACGACGACGACGAGGACUGGGCCGAGGAGACUACGGAGGAGGCACAGCGGCGGCGAAUGGAGGAGAUCAGCGACCACGCCAAGAACCUGACGCUCAGCGAGGACCUGGAGAAACCCCUGGAGGAGAGAGUCAACCUGUUCUACAACUUUGUCAAACAAAAGAAGGAGAGUGGAACCAUCGACGGGGCUGAUAAGGAUAUCUUGGCGGAGGCAGAGCGUCUGGAUGUGAAGGCCAUGGGCCCCCUCAUCCUCAGCGAGCUGCUCUUCAACGAGAACAUUCGCGAUCAGAUCAAGAAGUACAAACGCCACUUCCUGCGAUUCUGCCACAACAACAAGAAGGCCCAGAAGUAUCUGUUGGGAGGCUUCGAGUGUGUCGUGAAGCUGCAUCAGGUCCAGCUGCUGUCGCGAGUUCCCAUCAUCCUCAAAGACCUGUACGACGCUGACCUGCUGGAGGAGGACGUCAUAUUCACCUGGGCAGAGAAGGUCUCUAAGAAAUACGUCUCUAAGGAACUUGCCAAAGAGAUCCACGCCAAGGCUGCUCCUUUCGUCAAAUGGCUGAAGGAGGCAGAGGAGGAGAGUGAGGGCAGCGAAGAAGAGGAGGUGGAAGAUGACGAGAACGUGGAGGUUGUGUACUCGUCCUCUGCCCGCGAGCUCAAAGUGGAGACAGUGAAGAAAGACACGCCCGAAAAGGAAGAGGACGACCUCGACAUCGAUGCAAUCUGAGACUCUGGCGACGCUGAUGCUUCUCUUGUGUUGUGGCUUUGACUCACGAUGCCCUGUGCGACCCAAAUGGCUGGCCACUCCCUCCUUUACUUACCUGCCUCCCCCCCCCCCCUCGUCCCCCGUCCCUCUCCCUCCUCUGCUUUGUGGCAUGACUUAACAUAGCGCUUUACUUGCUGCACAUUAACGCUAAUCUAAUUUCUGAGAUCUAUUGAGUUGAUGGAAUGAAGUCGAUUUGGGGAUUUUAAUCAGGGGUGUUCUGGGAUCAUUUUGACUGCACAUUUUGUUGUUGUGUUUUUUUUUUUUUUUUUUGGUCCCUGUAUUUUUCCAGUCAAUAAAGAAUGAAUGUUUUGCUAUCCAGCACACUUGAUCGUUUACUUUGGAUUGAAAUCGUACAUGCAGGUGACCCCAAAUUAAAUUCUAAAGCUCCUCUAUAAUAACAUUGAUGGACAGAAUAUUAACGAUGACCUGUUUGAGGAUUGAUUGAAAAAUUCACUGGUCCAAGAAUCUCGUGUUUAUUUGCUUCUUCUGUCAUUAAACUGAAUAUAUUUGGA
This is a messenger RNA of Paralichthys olivaceus (Japanese flounder), 2478 nucleotides long. RefSeq names its product eukaryotic translation initiation factor 5 (gene eif5). Gene Ontology annotation, biological process: translational initiation; formation of translation preinitiation complex; formation of cytoplasmic translation initiation complex. Lineage: Eukaryota; Metazoa; Chordata; Actinopteri; Pleuronectiformes; Paralichthyidae. Gene Ontology annotation, cellular component: cytosol. The record is from RefSeq and is a predicted model, not a curated record. Gene Ontology annotation, molecular function: GDP-dissociation inhibitor activity; translation initiation factor activity; eukaryotic initiation factor eIF2 binding.